This is a messenger RNA of Scophthalmus maximus (turbot), 7194 nucleotides long. RefSeq names its product eukaryotic translation initiation factor 4 gamma 1-like. Lineage: Eukaryota; Metazoa; Chordata; Actinopteri; Pleuronectiformes; Scophthalmidae. The transcript has 33 exons. Bases 227 to 5785 code for a protein of 1852 amino acids. Gene Ontology annotation, molecular function: mRNA binding; protein binding; translation initiation factor activity. Gene Ontology annotation, cellular component: eukaryotic translation initiation factor 4F complex. The record is from RefSeq and is a predicted model, not a curated record.
GCGGCGGAAUGAAACGGAGGUGGCUGACUCAGUCUGCCCGCGUCCACUACUCAUCCGUGUCACGACACCGUCGACAGGGCUGCUUCUGUGUUUACACCCGGCCGGCGUAGGGCUUCCAAUGCGACGGACAAACGGUUCCUCAGUGUAACCAGACUCGGGACCUAAAAGGAUUCUUAACUAUUUGUACACAGGUCCACAUCUGCCUCCCCAUGCAGAACUCCAUGAAAUGAAUAAAGCACCACAGCCUAUAACAGGACCCCCCUCCAACCCCCACCCUGCCCCCUCCCCUGGCCUGUCACAGCCCUCAUUCCCCCCCGGGCAGCCCCCUACUGUUGUGUUUGCCACCCCGCCGCCUCCACAAAUGAACCCAACACCACAACCCCGACAGUUUGCCCCAGGGCCACGACCUUUACACCAACAGGGAAGCUUCCGGUCGCUACAGCCCUACUACGCCAACAGGGCCAGCCUACCCCCCGGUAGUGGGCCUCGUGGUGUCCCUCCCAGCAAUGCCCCUCGUCCUGUGACACCCACCCAUGUCUACCAGCCAGGCCCUGGCUCCCAAAUGAUGAUGAUCCCCGGGCAACAGCUGUCCUUCUCCAGCUCACCACAGGGACCUGCCUACUUCAUACCGGGACAGUACCGGUCGGCAACCUACGUGGCCACACCCCAGCAAUACCCAGUCCCAGCAGGCACCCCAGGCUUCUACCCAGGCACCAGCCCAGCUGAAUAUGGUACUUAUGCAGGGGCCUACUACCCCGCCCAACCUCAGUUCACCCCCUCGGUGCAGGCGGCACCCGUGAUUAUGAACCCUGCCCCUCAACAGCAGCAACCACCACCUCCGCCUCCCCAGCAUAUCCCCACCAAACGGGAACGCAAACAGAUCAGAAUAAGAGACCCUAACCAAGGAGGUCGAGACAUUACAGAGGAGAUUAUGUCAGGGGGCCGAAGUGGCUCUACCCCAACCCCACCACAGACAACCAUAUCUGGAUCAGAAAACACAGCAGGGGCACAGGCCAAUGGUGAGAGCGUCACAGCUGCCGCCACACCAGCGCUGAUCAGACCAGAUGACAGAGGUAAACCUACGCCUCCUCCUCUGUCAAAGACCUGCGCAUCUGAACUUUCUAUGGGCGAGCCGAUCACCACAGAGGCUGCAUCCUCUGACACGAACACUGAGUCCGCUGCACCCCCUCUACUUUUAGAAGCAGGAGACUGCCCUCUUAAUACUAUUUCCACACUUGCACCCAGUGCUCCUGUUGCAGACGUGAUGGACGCUCCCCCAACUCCAAGGGAUCCCACUCCUACACCUCAAUCAGCACCUGAAGUGCCAGCCUACCCGGCACCCCUCCCCGCCUCUACUGCACAAGACAAAACCAACAAGAAAGCUGCAGAGGAGAAGGAAGAGGAGGUGGAGAUGGAGAAAGAGGUGGAGACUGACACAGAAGAGGUAGCUGCCUCCCUCGACGCUCCUCUUCCUCCUCUUUCCACAACUAACGGUGUUGUAGUGGCUGAGCCGGAACAGCCAUCGGUCGCGUUGCCACCCAGUCACCUGGAAGCUCCUCUGGAGUCUCCCAUUGCACAGCCCGAGGAGCUCCGCCUUCCCAACGGCCUGCCGCUGCCAGCCCCUCAAGACCCUGAGGCCCCUGUCAUCAGUGUAGCAGAGCGUGACGACAGUCCCAUCGCCGAGCCUGACGUCAGCCAGCAAUCUGCCAUACAGACUUCUACAGCCAUCACAGAGGCAGCGCCUACUCCUGCUGUCCAAGCCACACCUGGACCUGUUGACCAGUCUGCACCUGGACCUGUUGACCAGUCUGCACCUGGACCUGUUGACCAGUCUGCACCUGAACCUGUUGACCAGUCUGCACCUGGACCUGUUGACCAGUCUGCACCUGGACCUGUUGACCAGCUUGCAGCUGAACCUGUUGACCAGGCUGCACCUGGACCUGUUGACCAGGCUGCACCUGGACCUGUUGACCAGGCUGCACCUGGACCUGUUGACCGGGCUGCACCUGAACCUGUUGACCAGGCUGCACCUGAACCUGUUGACCAGCCUGCAGCUGAACCAGUUGACCAGCCUGAACCUGAACCUGUUGUCCAGGAGAUACCUGAACCCGCUGUCCAGGAGAUCCUCCCUGAGCCUGUCAUCCAGGCAGCGCCCGCCCAGGCUGAGGUCGAAGACGAGGUUCCUUCAGGUGCCCUGGAUGUCGAGGAAGAUACCCCAGUGCCCCAGUCCGCUGCCAAGGAAGAGAUGCCAUCUCCUGCAGAGAUGGUUUCCAUAGCCGACAGCACACCAGAAACAGUGCCCACUCCUCACCCUCCCACAGCAGAGGAGAGGGAGGACACCCCUCCUCCCCAGACAGUUACCCCCGCCCUUGUAGAAACUGCUAUGCAAGCUGCCGUGUCUGUGCCAAAGAAAAAGAGGAAGAUGAAGGAUCUGAACAAAAAGGAGGCAGUGGGAGACCUCCUGGAUGCCUUCACAGAGGAGCAGGUAGUGACCCCGCCGGAGCCUGAGCCAGCCCCAGCACCAGAGCCGCAGCCCCCUGUGGUCUCCCCUCUUGCCCCAGAGGAGGCGGACCUGACCUGGGAGGACAAGGAGGACAAGGAGGGCAAGCUGGAUGCUGAGAAUAUUAAGCCAGAUUCGAAUGCCACGGACAAGAAGUACCAGUACAAAGGAGAACAAUGGAAGCCGUUUAACCCAGAAGACAAGAAGCACUAUGACAGGGAGUUCCUCCUGGGCUUCCAGUUCAACUCGGCCAGCAUGAACAAGCCUGAGGGUCUACCAGCCAUCAGUGAUGUCGUCCUAGACAAGGCUAAUAAGGCUCCUCUGCGUCAACUUGACCCCAGCCGUCUACAAGGAAUGAACUGUGGUCCUGACUUCACACCCUCCUUUGCCAAUCUUGGCCGGCCUGGCAUGGGAGGAGGAAAUAGAGGACCACCUCCAGGUAUGGGAAUGGGAAUGGGUAUGGGUAUGGGUAUGGGAGUCGGAGGUCCUCGUCGCUCUCAGCAGAUCCAGAGGAAAGAGCCGAGGAGAAUCAACAUCACCAUGUCACUGCACGAUGACGUGCAACUGAACAAGGCAGAGAAGGCUUGGAAACCUUCAGUGAAGAAAGUGGCUCCCAACCGCCCAGUAGAGGAGUCCGUGGAGAGUGACGGAGAGCAGAGCAAGACCCAGGAGCUGUUUAAACGGGUCCGCAGCAUCCUCAACAAACUGACCCCGCAAAAGUUUCAACAGCUAAUGAAACAGGUGACUGAACUGACCAUUGACACCGAGGAGAGGUUGAAAGGAGUCAUAGAUCUCACCUUCGAAAAAGCCAUCUCCGAGCCAGACUUUUCAGUGGCCUACGCCAACAUGUGCCGCUGCCUUUUGGGGCUCAAAGUCCAAACCCCAGAUAAGCCGGGAAUGAAUUUCCGCAAGCUGCUUCUAAAUCGAUGCCAAAAGGAGUUCGAAAAGGACAAAGAUGACGAUGAAAUCUUUGAGAAGCAACAGAAGGAGAUUGAUGCUGCUGCAGCGGAGGAGGAGAAGACGCGACUCCUUGAGGAGCUAGGAGUUGCUAAAGACCAGGCCAGGAGGCGCUCACUGGGUAACAUCAAGUUCAUCGGCGAGCUGUUCAAGCUCAAAAUGCUCACGGAGGUCAUCAUGCACGACUGCAUUGUAAAGCUGCUCAAAAACCAUGAUGAGGAGUCGCUGGAGUGCCUGUGUAGACUGUUGUCCACCAUCGGCAAGGACCUAGACUUUGAGAAAGCCAAGCCUCGUAUGGACCAGUAUUUCCAUCAGAUGGAGAAAAUAAUAAAGGAAAAGAAGACGAGCUCUAGGAUCCGCUUCAUGUUGCAGGAUGUGCUGGACCUUCGACGGAACAACUGGGUGCCCCGGCGAGGCGACCAGGGCCCCAAGACCAUAGACCAGAUCCACAAAGAGGCCGAGCAGGAGGAGCACAGGGAGCAGAUGAAGGUGCAGCAGCUCAUAUCCAAAAAGGACAUGGGUGGAGGUCCAGGAGGCAGGAUGGGCGGGGGAGGCCCCGGGGGACGUGGGGGCCCUCACAACCAGGGCCGUGGUCCUAACCCUCCCCAGGAUGAGGGCUGGAACACCGUACCCAUCUCAAAGAACCGACCUAUUGACACAUCUCGCAUUAGCAAAAUCACAAAGACUCCUGUUCUUGACUUCAACAAUCAGUUGCUUGCCCCGGGAGGUAAAGGCACAUGGGGGACCUGGGGUAAAGGCAGCAGUGGUGGCUCCAUUGCCAAACCUGCAGAAUCUGGCCCGGAGCCAGGAGGCCGUCCAGCUACCAGCACUCUGAACAGGUUCUCAGCCCUGCAGCAGCCGUUGUCCUCAGGCUCUUCACAGGAUUCAGACAGACGAGUUCCUCAGAGAAACAGCUCGAGUCGAGAGCGAUUCGACCGCAACGACCGUGGCGGCGACCGCUUUGACAGACGGGACGACCGACGGGAUGACAGACGAGACGACCGCGAUCGCAACCGGCUGCAGGUCACCAAGCGCAGCUUCAGUCGGGAGAACGAAGAGCGUAGCCGCGAGAGAGAGCAUCGCGGGUCGGCAGAUCCCGUCCGCCGAGUAGCGAGUAUGACAGAUGACAGAGACCGAGGCAGCAGAGAGAGAGCCAGGAGCAAAGAGCUUGUGAAGCGGGAGACAGCUGCCACCCCUCCCCCUGCCCCUCCCGAGACCCCCACCAAACCUGCCUUGACGGAGGAAGAGCUGGAAAAGAAGUCCACAGCCAUCAUCGAGGAGUACCUGCAUAUCAAUGACAUGAAGGAGGCACUGCAGUGCGUGCGGGAGAUGAACAGCACUCAGCUUCUCUUCGUUUUUGUACGAAACGGGCUGGAGUCGACGCUGGAGCGCAGCGCCAUUGCCAGGGAACACACGGGCCUGCUGCUGCACCAGCUCAUAAAGACCGGCCUCCUCCCAACACAGCAGUACUACAAAGGGCUUCAGGAAAUCCUGGAGGUGGCUGAAGACAUGGCGAUAGACAUCCCCCACAUGUGGCUGUACCUGGCAGAGCUCAUCACUCCCAUGCUCCACGAGGACGGUAUCCCCAUGGGAGAACUUUUCAGGGAGAUUUCAAAGCCUUUGAUCCCUCUGGGAAAAGCUGGAGUCCUGCUGGUCCAGAUCCUCACUUCACUCUGCAAAGGAAUGAGCCAUAAAAAGGCCGGGACAAUGUGGAGGGAGGCAGGCCUCCUGUGGAAAGACUUCCUACCCGAGGAUGAAGACGUCAACAAGUUUGUGACAGAACAGAAUGUGGAGUUCACGCUGGGUGACGACUCGGAGACAAGCAAAAAGGAGCUGAGCUCUCAAGAGCUGAGCACACAGCUGGACAGACUGAUCAAGGAGAAGGCCGACAACCAGAGGAUCUUUGAUUGGACUGAGGCCAACCUAGAUGAGCAGCAGACCUCCUCCAACAUGUUCAUCAGAGCUCUGAUGACAGCCGUCUGCCAGUCAGCAAUCAUCAGUGAGAAUCCCCACAAGGUGGACAGUGAGCAGUUCAAGAAGAGAGCAAAGGUGCUGCAGAAAUACCUGAAGGAUGAGCAGAAGGAGCUGCAGGCUCUCUACGCCCUGCAGGCCCUGAUGGUGCAGAUGGAGCAACCUGCCAAUCUUCUACGGAUGUUCUUUGACAGUCUUUACGACGAGGACGUGAUCAAAGAGGAGGCCUUCUACAAGUGGGAGUCGAGCAAAGACCCCGCUGAGCAGCAGGGCAAGGGCGUGGCCCUCAAGUCCGUAACCGCCUUCUUCACUUGGCUCCGCGAGGCCGAGGACGAGGACGAGUCCGACCACAGUUAGGCCCCUGGCUGCCAGGAGGACCGCUGGGAGCUCAGAGAGGAUCCUUGGAUCUGAAUCAGCAAAAUCCUUCUGCUUAAACAGAAAAAAAGCAAGAAAAUGUCUUUUCUUCAACUGGGAGAGAUUGUGUUAUGGAUCGAACGUUCGAUCAUCUUAUUUUUUCGUUUAAUUUCUUUGGGGGUUUUUUGCGCAACCGAAUGUCUUUUUUGAAAUAUAUGAGAAUACAGGAUUAAUUAGAGAGAAUAGAGGAUGAUGAGAAGAUACGAGCCGUGGGAGAAGAUGCUGUUUCUUUCAGUAUUUUUUUUUUUUUUUUUAGGUUAAUCCCUUUUCAAAUGGCUUCUCCUCACCACGGCAAAACACUAUUCAAGACACUUUGCUUAAUGACAUAUAUAAAAAAAACUUUAAGAGGCUGUUCACAUCUAUAUUUUUGAUGACUUCAUUCUUUAUUGUGGAGACAUGACACAGCUGCAUUGUCAUGUCACAUGUUACGGUAUUUGAUCUACAUGAUGCGCUUAUGUAGACGGUUAGCUUUGUGUUAACUUUUUUUUUCUUUCCAGUGUUGGAUGAUUGGAUUGUGUGUUUUAUAAUAAAAUAGAAAACUACAAAGAGAAGUGGCGAGAUUUGUCUAGCAGACAUUUCAGACAGGAGCUAACGGUUGUGGACUUCACGGACUUCAAACUUCACGGGGGUGGUGUCACUGAGGAGAGGGCCAAUGAACAUUGACCAUUUUGCUGCUCGGGGGGGCGGCGAUGCUUCCGUGAUGCCCCUCAACCCCAACCCCCCAAAAAACCCACCUACCCUCGCCACUGCGUGUCUGUUUUACUUGUUUCCUGCGCAGCAAACUGUGGACUGACAAAGGGAGAGCGAGAGCAAGGGCUCAUGGCUGCACCCUCCUACAAAGCCUGUUGUUGGAUUUUAACAAGACAAAAUAUCAUUGUUAAAACUUGGGGGAAAUGUAUACACACAAAAAAAAAACAUCCACAUUAAUGAAAAAGUAGAGUUUAACAGUACGAAUCCUAAGGCCUUUUCUGCUUCCAUGAGUGAGAAAUGCAUUUCAGGAGCGUUCUGUAAAUAUAUGAUGGAUUGUUUUUUGUUUUUGUUUUUUUGGGGUUUCGUUUUUUCAAAGAAAAAAAAUGCUUAUGUAAUUUCCCCCCAGCUCUGAAACAAAGUGGCAGUUUCUCCCCUGUAUUUAUAUUUUUCUCUCCUCAGCUGGCAGAAGGUGCUUGUAAUUAUCCACCCCAAGUCAUUGAUUACAAUUUAAUUGAAAAUUUGUAAAUACUUUUUUGCUUUUCUUUAUUAAAAAAAAAAGAUAUUUAAUUAAAGAAAAAGGAAUGCCUCUUUUCACAUCCAAAACUGGAAGAGAUAAUGAAGAUCGUUGCAAAUAAAAUAGAAAUAAAAAAUAAAAAAACUCC